AUGUUGGAAAGUCUGCCAGUCCUGACAAUUGCAGGAAGUGAUUCCAGCGGAGGGGCAGGUAUACAGGCAGACCUGAAAACAUUCACUGUUCACGGAUGCUAUGGUGCAAGCGUGACUACUGCCCUGACUGCUCAGAACACCACGGGCGUGCAAGCAGUGUACGGAGUGCCUCCUGACUUCGUGAAGCAGCAGAUAAACUCGGUCCUAGACGAUAUAAACGUCAAGGCGAUCAAGACUGGUAUGCUUUUUGAUACAGAGAACACUAAAGCAGUCGUGCAGGUACUCAAGGGGCAAUUUGAUUCCAAGGGGCACAUUCCUGUGGUCUGCGAUCCUGUCUGUGUUUCCACCUCCGGUCAUGCCCUCUUGCACCCAGAUGCCGUGGAUACCAUUAUAGACGAACUAUUCCCCCUUUCGGAUAUCAUAACCCCAAAUAAAGCAGAAGCGGAACUCCUCCUCAAACAGCGCAAUCUCCCGUCUCGCAUUGCAAACGUACAAGACAUGAUCAAUGCUGCUCGACAGUUGAUGACACUCGGUCCUAAAGCUGUGCUCUUGAAAGGCGGUCAUUGCGUCGUUUCGCUGGGAGAUCUCGCGAAUGUUUCUUUGGACGACGCGCAGGUGAUUCGAGAUGAUCUUCUGGACGAGAACUUGAAUAUCCUCCGGAUUCAUGGAAGGGAAGAACAACACGUAGACUCACUCGUAGUAGAUGUGCUUUGUGCAUCUGAUGGCCAGAUCACUAUAUUUGCUAGGACUAGACUACAAUCAACAAGUACCCAUGGCACUGGUUGUACGCUGAGUGCUGCGUUGGUCUGUCAACUUGCGAGGGGUAUACCGCUGAGUGAAGCUGUAAGGCUUGCGGCUGCUUACACCCAUAUUGGAAUUGAGACCGCUAUCCCGAUUGGGAGUGGCUUUGGUCCUCUGAACCAUAUUCAUUCGAUUACUCCGCGUCUUGUCUCACCGCGAACCAAGACGAACCCGUACCCACUCACAAGUUCCCUUAUACGGAAUUCAAGGGUAAUUUGGAAAGAGUACAUCCAACACGAGUUCGUUGUACUACUGGGCAAGGGUACCCUUCCGAAGGAAAACUUCAUCCAUUUUAUCAAACAAGAUUAUCAUUAUCUCAAAUAUUAUGCUCGGGCGUAUGCACUCCUUGCAGCCAAGUCACAUGCCUAUGUACCCAUAUCGGCAGCUAUCGAUGUGGUUUUUAGCAUAGUGCAAGAGAGCUCAAUGCAUGUGGGUUAUUGCGCUGAGUGGGGUAUCACAGAGGACGAAUUGAACAACACCCCUGAGUCUCCCAGCCUGACGGCUUACGGGGCUUUCCUCAUUGAUACCGGAAUGCAGGGUGAUCCCAUGAAACUCAUCGUCGCUCUUGCCGCCUGCCUGCUUGGUUACGGAGAAGUCGGCUUGUGGCUCAAGGAAGAGGCUCGGGCGCCCGACUCGUGGGUUCGAUGGGAGGGGAAUCCAUACCUCAAGUGGAUGGAGGACUACUCAGGCGACGUCUAUCAGAAGGCAGUGAAAGCUGGACUAGAGACGCUUGAAAACCGUGCAGCGGCCGAUGCACCUUCACUUAGUAGGUUUGCGGAUUGGCAAGAUGUUUGGGAACGGUGUACGCGAUUGGAGAAGGGUUUCUGGGACAUGGCGAUGAGGCUUGAAAUUUGA
Suillus bovinus is the source of this 1656-nucleotide messenger RNA. Its product is annotated as Phosphomethylpyrimidine kinase-domain-containing protein. Gene Ontology annotation, molecular function: phosphomethylpyrimidine kinase activity; hydroxymethylpyrimidine kinase activity. Gene Ontology annotation, cellular component: cytosol. The record is from RefSeq and is a predicted model, not a curated record. The transcript has 9 exons. Lineage: Eukaryota; Fungi; Basidiomycota; Agaricomycetes; Boletales; Suillaceae. Gene Ontology annotation, biological process: thiamine biosynthetic process. Bases 1 to 1656 code for a protein of 551 amino acids.